Molecule: messenger RNA, 1628 nt
Organism: Leguminivora glycinivorella
Lineage: Eukaryota; Metazoa; Arthropoda; Insecta; Lepidoptera; Tortricidae
Exons: 3
Coding region: 1-1446 (481 amino acids)
Source: RefSeq, a predicted model, not a curated record
AUGGCUAACAUCCACGCGGGCGUCGUCAGUAGGAGUGGGUUAACUGCUGACGACCUAUACACACCCACCUGUGCUAGGACCUGCACAGUCGAGCGCCCGACCCAAUACUGGGAAGCCUCGCCAAGCCGGUCCCGGAAGUUCUUCCUCUUCGAAGCCACCUCCCCUGUUCAACGUCAAGGUGAGGUGACUAAGAAGAAGAAGAAGAGCAAACGCCAGCGGAUUGCCGAGCGCCUAGCGCGAGAGCAACAGCCGGCCAACACACCCAACCCUGCGCCCGGAGAGGGAGCAUCGGCUUCUCAGAAGCCAGCACCCAAACCGGGUCCGAACCAGCAAGGGCCCUCUGGAAGACAUCCGCCUAAGGGGAAGGGACCUUCCCAACCCCCCAAGGCUGGUACGUCAACCAGCACCCCAGCAGGUCCGGCAACAGGGAAAAACAAAAAGAAGCCAGGCAAGCAUUCACGAGCUGCUGCUAAGAGGGCACGGGACGAGUCCUUCUCCCCGCAAGGAGAUCCCAAGAAGCAGCGGCUUGUGAAUCCCAACCAGCCAGGCGUAUCCUACGCACAGGCGGCGGCUUCAGACCUGACGAUCGUCGUAACUGAUGCUAAGUCGGGUAGGAUCACCGCCGACCAAUCAAACGCCAUCCUCCGCGCCUUUCACAAGGCAAUCGUGGAGGAUGCCAAGAUAAACACGGAUGAAGGUGCGGCACCUAGCUUUAAGGGCAAACCCGCUUACGCCGAAGGACAGCUGAGGGUCUUUGCGCGAGACGAAUACUCGGCUGCCUGGGCACAGCGCAACAUCAAGUCCCUUACCUUGCCAAAUCUCACCCUAACGGCUGUUCGCCAGUCGGAGUUGGCAAGGAGAGUUAGGUGCGGACUCCUCAUCCCUAACAUCGAUAACUCGUCCUGGGAAAACGUCCAAGAGGCAGCUAUUGGACUUAAGUACCAGAACGGGUGGGCCAAGGUUACCUCUUGGUCCAUUAUCGAGAUACUGCGACAAGACCAAGGGUGGUUUGUCGCAUUCACAAUCCCCGAGGAACUCGUCCCUGCCUUCAUGGAAAGGGGCAGAGCCCUGAGCUGUGGGAUGGGCACGAUCUAUCUCAAGUUCAGGGGUCCUGGGGGUAAAUAUGUGGACCAACCGCCCGCCCCGCAGGGUACUACCCUAGGGACCGCGAGCGUAGUGGUCCCGGACCAACAGGCCAUGGGCACCACCCCCGUGCAGUUUGCAUCUGCCUCCGGGGAGAAGGACGCCCCCCCGUCGACAUCCAAGCUGACGACGACCGAACUCUCGGAGGAUGAACUCCUCGGCAUUGGUGAGGGACCUGCCGAGGCACCACCCGAGGGCGAGGACUUGACGGCAUGGAUAGAGACGGGGUUGGCCGACAUGUUGAAGGAGGGAGGGGAGAUGCAGGAUGAAGCCCCUACCACCGUCAACAUGGACACCGACUAAGGUGCUCCAAGCAAACCUCCAGCACAGCGUGGCCGCUACGGCCCAACUGAGACGCUGUCUGGAAGGUUUGCCAACAGCCGUUGCCCUCCUGCAAGAACCUUGGACGGGCAGCGGACACAUACGAGGGCUCUCCAACACCAAAGAGAUCUGUGCGCGAUUAAACUACAAGUUCCAAUGCCAAC